UUGCAUACAGGAUCACGUGUCUAGCAUCGCCUCAGCUCUUCGAGUACAGUCUCACAAGGCUGAGACAAGGUGAUCCAAUCUCUGACAGAACAGUCUUCAUCCCAUCCAUUUUCUCCUCCGCAUCAUCGUGCUCAUGGCCCGCUAUAUUUACUCGUCUUUGCCGACUGCUAGCUCUCACAUCCGACUAUUGUGUUUGCUGCCUAACACCGAUCGCCGUGCCCAGAUACGAUGUCGGAUUGUGGACUACGAUCUCUCCAAUUUACAAAGUUCGCAUGUGUACGAAGCUCUGUCGUAUGUCUGGGGUGAUCCAACAGAUACGCGCAACAUUAAUGUUGACGACGCCGAACUCCCAGUCACCUCGAAUCUAGAGAAGGCGAUGCAUCACCUUCGAGAUGGGUUCUUCCAGCGUGUUUUUUGGAUCGACGCAAUCUGCAUCAACCAGGAAGAUCUGAAAGAACGGGCUGCGCAAGUCAAGAUGAUGGCUGAAAUCUAUCAUAACGCAAGUCGAGUCGUGGUGUGGUUGGGCGAAGAGCACGAUGGCAGUUUCGAGGCAAUGCAGAUGCUGCGUGUGAUCGCAAAUGUACAGUCUGAUAAGCUGAGAGGCGAUAACGUGGGAGAGAUCCUGGACAUAUCUGGCAAGAAACGUGAACAACUGCUCGCUCUUUUCCAACGCCCAUGGUUUCGACGCAUUUGGAUCCUCCAGGAAGUGGCCGCUGCAGAGGUAGUUGUAAUCAAAUGUGGCGAUGUUGAACUUAGUGGGCAGGCCUUUAGUAGUGCCCUCACCUCGAUAGGUACAUUAAGCCGGGGAUGGGAUUGCUCCGAACUCAUUUCGCAAGUGCUGUCUGUAGCCCGAUUAUUGAGUUUCACGGCCCUGGUCUCCGAUGCCCCAAGUGGAAUAACCCUCAACUAUCACACGUUGGUAAAGCUCGUCGACAUCUUCCACAAUCACCUGGCCACAGAUCCGCGCGACAAAAUCUAUGCAUUGAUUGGGAUGGCUACUUGGAGCGACUCGACCAUGGAUGUUAUGCCUGAUUACGAGCUGUCCUGGUCCCAAGUGUUCCGAAACUUCAUUACCUCCAUAAUAUCCGCCGACGAAGAUGCAGUAGUUAAUACGUGGGAUGAUGCACAGGUUGCGACAUUACAGACCAAAGGAGGCUUACUUGGUAAAAUAAUCCGUACUCAUCAAGGAAAAGACAUACAGACAAUCAACAUUGCUACACGUUCCAUCUUCUGGCGUGACCUUUACUGGUCCAUUCUCCCCAGAACAUUAACGUACCACGUAACUCAAGGAAUUAAGACGAUUCGGGAGGGCGACCUAUUGUGUAUCCCUAGGGGUGCCAGCACACCAAUCAUUGUCAGAGUAUCUGACUCUCACCUCUCCAUAAUCGCUGCUGGUGUACCAGAUCCGGACUUUUCUCUCAUCAUAGAGAAUAGCAUGGCCAGUGAGCAUGGAUUCGGCAAGGAGGACUACGCAGAAUGGCUAGCAAGCAUAGAAAAAGAGGACAAAAAGCUCUUCCUGAUAUGGGACUGGCACGAAACUUCUCCCGAAUUCAAACCUCCAGAACGCAUAUGUAAGCUCCUAGACGAUGAACGAAAGAGCCUCCCCACCCGCAAGGAACGCUAUCAUAGCCUCCUCCGUCUUUUGCAGAACCAGACAUCCUUUCCGAUGAUCGUUGCACACUUUGAGGAAGCACGUAGAAAAAAGCGAGAUGAUGCUGGCUUGGACCCACAAUUUUUAAAACAAGUACUCGACAGAGUAUCAUCAGAUUGAGCGAGUGGUAGUUGAUUGUUGAGACUGCUUGUUGCAGGCGUUUAUACUGAGAUAGGAAACGCGAGUAAUUCCGCUAUCAUAAUUAGAU
This is a messenger RNA of Aaosphaeria arxii CBS 175.79, 1859 nucleotides long. Its product is annotated as HET-domain-containing protein. The coding region runs from base 134 to 1771 and encodes 545 amino acids. NCBI's taxonomy places the organism in Eukaryota, Fungi, Ascomycota, Dothideomycetes, Pleosporales. The transcript has 2 exons. The record is from RefSeq and is a predicted model, not a curated record.